AUGGCUACUCCUUCUACUCAAAUUGUUGAUCAAUCUCCGUUUCUCUCGUCAUCCAGUAAUCCGAUUGAAAUGCAAGGUAAUAUAACUACAUCAUCACCGGUACACGAUGGUUCAACGUUGGACGAACCAGUCCUUGUCACUAUUAAACGUGAUUUGUCGGCUGUGUUAAGGAAAUUUGGCCAUGCGCUGGUACCCCGCGAAACUCAAACAUUGUUAAAAGACUGGGAUCUAUGGGGGCCGUUAAUGCUGUCAACUGUAUUAGCUGUUCUUCUGCAAAGUAAUCCGACAAAGUCUAGUUCGGGAGUACAAUUUGCUGAAGUAUUUUCAUUGAUGGCGAUUGGUUAUUGUCUGUUGCCGUUGUUAUUAGCUGGAUGUAUAAACAAUGUUUUAUUAUUUCUACCAGUAAAAUCAUUCGUAAUAUUAUUAGUAAGAUUUAUCAUUGUUUUCGUUGCAUUUUCUUGGACAAUUUAUGCUAGUAUGAAAUUUUUGGGUACAACACAGCGUCCGAACAGAAAACCAUUAGUGAUGUAUCCUGUAUUCUUAUUUUAUUUUGUUAUUGCGUGGUUUAUUUUACUGCAUGCUCAUCCUGCAUAA
Molecule: messenger RNA, 594 nt
Organism: Didymodactylos carnosus
Lineage: Eukaryota; Metazoa; Rotifera; Eurotatoria; Philodinida; Philodinidae
Source: the annotation of a GenBank genome assembly